UGGACUGCACUCAUAUGAGUAUCAAGUGCUUCAGCAACUUUUCGCUUAUAUUGAAGAUCAAGUCUCCGUUCAACUUCUCUACGAUUUUCGCGAAAUGGAGAAGAAGCUACCGAGAAGAUUGGAAGGUAAAGUCGCGAUUGUGACUGCUUCGACGCAAGGAAUUGGCUUCGGAAUCAUUGAGCGUUUCGGUCUCGAAGGCGCUUCCGUCGUCGUCUCUUCCCGCAAACAGGCAAAUGUUGAUGAGGCAGUAGCAAAACUCAAAUCCAAGGGAUUGAUGCAUAUGGAAUCGUCUGUCAUGUUUCCAAUGCUCAACAUCGCCGCAAUCUUGUCGAAAAGACUGUACAGAGAUGACCCAUCGUGUCUAGUAAAGAGCUGUUCUUACAAGCUAUGGGAAAUCAAUGUCAAAUCUUCUAUACUUCUCCUUCAGGAUAUGGCUCCUCACCUAGAGAAGGGUUCUUCUGUUAUCUUCAUAACUUCUAUUGCUGGAUUUCAACCACAAGGAGCCAUGGCUAUGUAUGGGGUCACUAAGACUGCUCUUCUCGGACUAACCAAGGGCACUUGCUGCAGAGAUGGCUCCCGAUACACGUGUGAACGCAGUUGCACCCGGUUUUGUGCCCACACACUUUGCUUCUUUCAUCACCCGGAAGCUCCGAAGUGGGACGGCAUCGAAGAGAAGACUCUGCUUAACAGGUUGGGAACAACGGGAGACAUGGCUGCUGCGGCCUGCUUUCUUAGCAUCAGAUGAUUCUUCUUACAUCACGGGAGAAAACUUUGGUCGUCGCUGGAGGAAUGCCCUCAAGACUCUAAACCAAUUUUCCCAUCAAUAAUAGCGUAAAAAAAUG
Messenger RNA from Arabidopsis arenosa, 842 nucleotides. Lineage: Eukaryota; Viridiplantae; Streptophyta; Magnoliopsida; Brassicales; Brassicaceae. The record is from the annotation of a GenBank genome assembly.